AGAGUUGGGAAGACAUCACUAAUUAUGUCUCUUGUCAGUGAAGAAUUUCCAGAAGAGGUUCCACCGCGAGCUGAAGAAAUCACCAUUCCAGCUGAUGUCACCCCCGAAAGAGUGCCAACCCACAUAGUGGAUUAUUCAGAAGCAGAACAAAGCGAUGAGCAGCUUUACCAUGAAAUAUCACAGGCAAAUGUGAUUUGUAUAGUAUAUGCCGUUAACAACAAGAAUUCUAUUGAUAAGGUAACAAGUCGAUGGAUUCCUCUCAUCAAUGAAAGGACAGACAAAGAUAGCAGGCUGCCUCUUAUAUUAGUUGGAAACAAGUCUGAUCUAGUGGAAUAUAGCAGUAUGGAAACUAUCCUUCCCAUUAUGAAUCAAUAUACAGAGAUAGAAACAUGUGUAGAGUGUUCAGCCAAAAACUUGAAGAAUAUAUCUGAGCUAUUUUAUUAUGCACAGAAAGCUGUUCUACAUCCUACAGGUCCUCUUUAUUGCCCAGAGGAGAAAGAGAUGAAACCUGCCUGUAUUAAAGCACUCACUCGCAUUUUCAGAAUUUCUGACCAGGAUAACGAUGGUACUCUCAAUGAUGCAGAGCUCAACUUCUUUCAGAGAAUUUGUUUUAAUACACCACUGGCACCUCAAGCUUUGGAAGAUGUAAAGAAUGUAGUCAGGAAAAACCUAAGUGAUGGAGUUGCAGAUAAUGGAUUAACAUUAAAAGGUUUUCUUUUUCUACACACACUUUUCAUUCAGCGAGGAAGACAUGAAACAACUUGGACAGUUUUACGUCGAUUUGGAUAUGACGAUGACUUAGAGCUUACGCCAGAGUACCUGUUUCCUCCGCUAAAAAUUCCUCCAGACUGCACAACAGAACUAAAUCAUCAUGCAUACUUGUUUCUUCAAAGUAUUUUUGAUAAACAUGAUUUGGAUAGAGAUUGUGCUUUGUCUCCUGAUGAGCUGAAAGAUUUGUUCAAAGUCUUCCCUUAUAUGCCAUGGGGACCUGAUGUUAACAACACUGUUUGUACAAAUGAAAGGGGGUGGAUUACAUACCAAGGGUUUCUUUCUCAGUGGACACUAACCACGUACUUAGAUGUACAGCGUUGCCUGGAGUACCUGGGUUAUUUGGGCUACUCGAUACUUGCAGAACAAGAAUCUCAAGCAUCAGCUAUUACAGUAACAAGAGAUAAAAAGAUAGACCUCCAGAAAAAACAGACUCAGAGAAAUGUUUUCCGGUGCAAUGUCGUUGGAAUGAAAGGCUGUGGGAAAAGUGGAGUUCUUCAAGCUCUUCUUGGAAGAAAUCUAAUAAGACAGAGGCAGAUACGUGCAGAACACAAAUCUUACUAUGCCAUUAAUACAGUCUAUGUAUACGGACAGGAAAAAUACUUGCUGCUACAUGAUGUCAGUGACUCUGAAUUUUUAACUGAUGCUGAAACCAUAUGUGAUGCUGUCUGCCUGGUAUAUGAUGUCAGUAACCCUAAGUCCUUUGAGUACUGUGCCAGGAUUUUUAAGCAGCACUUCAUGGAUAGCAGAAUACCAUGCUUAGUGGUAGCCGCAAAGUCUGACUUGCAUGAAGUUAGACAGGAAUAUAGUAUUUCUCCUGCUGAGUUCUGCAAAAAACACAAAAUGCCUCCACCUCAAGCCUUUACUUGUAAUACAGUUGACGUGCCGAGUAAGGAUAUCUUUGUUAAACUGACAACUAUGGCAAUGUAUCCCCAUGCCCGGUUACGCUGUAUGUGCGCCUGCAACAGGUGUACAUUUUGCAUCUGUCAGAACUUCCUCAACUCAGACUUGCUGCAAUCUGUAAAGAACAAACUCUUCACUGCAGUUCUUAACAGGUUAAGACCCUACAUAGAUGAGUUGGGGGCCAUGCUGUUAGCAGACGAGGAGAGCAGUAUUAUGCAGCAGGUGCACGCCGUCAACUCUGUAGAAGAUUCCAUCUUCAUGGAGUCAUCUCUUGGUCCACGUUUACUUGAAGACAGGCAUGUGACACAAGCGGACCUCAAGAGCUCUACAUUUUGGCUCCGAGCAAGUUUUGGUGCUACUGUCUUUGCAGUUUUGGGUUUCGCUAUGUACAAAGCGUUAUUAAAGCAACGAUGAUCUGAGAAGAAACACAUCUGGCCCUACCAAAUAAA
Athene cunicularia (burrowing owl) is the source of this 2120-nucleotide messenger RNA. It is a transcript of the gene RHOT1, whose product is annotated as ras homolog family member T1. The transcript has 20 exons. NCBI's taxonomy places the organism in Eukaryota, Metazoa, Chordata, Aves, Strigiformes, Strigidae. Gene Ontology annotation, cellular component: mitochondrial outer membrane. Gene Ontology annotation, molecular function: GTP binding; GTPase activity; calcium ion binding. Gene Ontology annotation, biological process: mitochondrion transport along microtubule; mitochondrion organization; regulation of mitochondrion organization. The coding region runs from base 25 to 2085 and encodes 686 amino acids. The record is from RefSeq and is a predicted model, not a curated record.